AUGUUCUCCCUGAUGCUGAAUGGUUCUAUGCAUGGCUUAUUUAAAUCCCAGAGAGGUUUGAGGCAAGGAGACCCUAUCUCUCCUUUGUUGUUUGUCAUCUGCAUGGAAUAUCUGUCUAGAAUCCUGAAUAGAGUGAGUGCUAUGCCUCAGUUUCAGUUUCACCCAAGAUGUAAGGGGAUUGGUCUUACCCAUUUAUGUUUUGCUGAUGAUCUGAUCAUCUGUAGCAGGGGUGAUUAUCAUUCUAUCUAUCUACUGCUUCAAGCUUUCAAACUGUUUUCUUAUUCAUCUGGUUUAAAGGCAAAUCAACAAAAAUCCUCUAUCUAUUGUCAUGGUAUGCAGGAAGCUGAUAUUCAGAGGGUAGUGGAUGUUUCUGGAUUUUCUAGAAGUAUUCUGCCUUUUAGAUACUUGGGAGUUCCUAUCUGUUCUAAGAAGAUUUCUGUGGCUCAGUGUGCUCAUCUGGUGGACAAAAUGAUAACCAAAAUCAAAGUUUGGAGUUCUAGGAACUUAUCCUACACAACAAGAAUGCAACUUGUUAAUUCAGUGUUGUUAAGUUUGCAUAUGUAUUGGGCUCAGAUUUAUGUGCUUCUAAAAAGUGUUCUACAGGAUAUAGUGAAGAUAUGCAGAGCUUUCCUAUGGAGUGGUCAUGCUUUCAGUCAUAAACCAAGCAAAAUAGCUUGGGAUAAGGUCUGUAAUGACAAGCAAAAUGGAGGUCUGGGUUUUAGAGAUGUUCAGAUAUGGAAUACUGCCUUUAUGGGAAAAUAUGUAUGGGCUUUAGUCAAGAAGCAGGAUAAUGUCUGGAUCAGGUGGAUCAACUCAGUUUACUUAAAGGAUGGGGAUUGGUGGGAGUAUCAGGCUGGCUCUUUUGCUAAGUUUGAGAACAUGCCUCAGUAUUCAGUAAAACAAGUGUAUGAGAAAUUAGUUGGGAAUAAGCCAAGGGUGCAUUGGGAUAAAAUGGUGUGGAAUAGACUGAAUGUUCCUAAGCAUAGAUUCAUUUGUUGGUUAGCUGUUCGAUCCAGACUUCAGACUACAGACAAUCUAGCAAAGAUAGGCAUUAGUCAAUCGGCUAAAUGCUUGAUUUGUGGGCUGGAUGAUGAGACUCAUCAGCACUUAUUCUUUCAGUGCCAGUAUAGUAGGCAAAUUAUUAUAGCAGUUCAUCAAUGGGUUGGAUUCUCUAUCAAUGGCAAUUUGGUUCAGUUACUUAGGAAAGCUGGACAAAGUAGAGCUUCUAGGUUCAGGAAGCAAGUAUAUUUUGCAGCUAUUGGUGCUGCUGUCUAUCUGAUCUGGAAAUGUAGAAACACUAGUUUUUGGGAUAGUACCCUUCCCACUGUCAGUCAUAGUGUGAAGACUUUGAAGCAGAUGGUAAAGAGCAGAAUUCAAGUAGUUUUUCCAAAACAUGUAAGCAAGAGGGAUAGUGACUGGUUUACAACUUUGUAA
This is a messenger RNA of Spinacia oleracea (spinach), 1434 nucleotides long. RefSeq lists its product as uncharacterized. The coding region runs from base 1 to 1434 and encodes 477 amino acids. The transcript has 2 exons. The record is from RefSeq and is a predicted model, not a curated record. NCBI's taxonomy places the organism in Eukaryota, Viridiplantae, Streptophyta, Magnoliopsida, Caryophyllales, Amaranthaceae.